AAGAACGCCACACCAGACUUGCCAUUCUAAUAUACCAAAACAUUCACAUAACACAUAAAAGUAUCUCAUACUCACCUGACUUGAUUGAAACAGCACAGAUGGCGAACAUAGGGCGUUAUAUAGAAAGAAAUCCUGGAAUGCGGGCUGCAGGAUCAUCAUCGACCGUGGAGUUCAAUGGUGCCAAGGAUUGUCUGUUCAUUGUGAGCUCGGAGGAGGAGGCGGAGAAUCGCAUAAUGGCUCUAUGUCGGAAGAGCCGCCCCAAGCCAGCCAAACGAACACCGAAGCUGCCCACCAAUCAAAUGGGCGACAUACUCAACAAUCAGAACCAAGGACUUUUCGCCGAGUUUCAGAAUAAAUUUCGCGAGAAUAUGUUUGUCAAAAAGCCCGCUUUGGGUCGGCCCAAGGAAGCCAACUCCAAGCCGAGCUAUGUGACCAAUUUGAGCCAUACUUUUGGUAAAAUCUCCGAUGCGAAUUCCAUAGAUUCCCUGUACUCCAUUGUUCUGCCACCAAAGCCUGCCGAGCAGGUCAAUCGGGAGUAUGCCGAGUUCCAUGAUAAACACAUCAUCAGCCACAAUCACUACUUUCCCGCUGAGCAGAUUAAUAGACGUUAUGCACAGCCCUUUAGUCGAUAUAAUACCUUUGGCUUGCCAGCUUCCGUUGAUCCUUCGGGCAUCAAGGUGAAACGCUGCUUGGAGGAGGGUGAGGAGCACUUGAAAAUAGUCAAGAAACCUCAAAAGGACAUCGACGAUCGCACCAAAGGACCUUUAGGCAAAAAGUAUUCAUGGUACCCCUAUCAGAUACCGGAGAAUAUGACCUUUGGUCGCGUGCUGCCCCGUGACACCGACGUGCGAUCUCUGCUGGAGUACACCUCGCCCUCGGUAAAGUCGGAGAACCUGGCCAGUGCCGUAAGUCACCUGAACAUGCUGCGCAAGUUGCUCCAGGAGCGCGACGACUUCAAUAUGAACCAGGUGAUCGUAGCGCUGGGCAAAAAGGACAAGGAGGGGCAUCGUCAACUUCCGCUGGACGAGAUUAUCAAGGUGUUGCACAAGCUAAGUAUUCCCGCAGAUGCGGAGAAGAUACGCAACGCUGUGUCCCACUUCCGGUUGUUCGUGGACGAGGGUUGCUGCUCGGAGAAGGUCAAAUACGAGGAACUAUGCGAUCUCCUUUCCAUUCUGAAGUCCCUGCCCCUGAUUGGAUCCAUUACACCCAUGCCGAAGGUGAUCUACACCCAGGAUACCGCCUAUCGCCAGUUGUGUGCUGACUUGAUGAAAAAACCGCCAGAGGGUCCGCACUUCAAGCAACCGCACAAGACGCCCAUUCAACAGGACAUGGAUGACACGCGUGUGGGUGACGUCAUAAAUCCCGAGAUUUCUACCUUAUGUGAUUUCAAGGCAUUGCGCAGUAAGGAUGAACUGGAACGCAUAUUCAAGGACCUCCUCACUCACGAAGGCUUUCAAACCAUCUGGCUGAGUCUAAUGGAUGAGCAGAAGGAUCAAAGUGAAAUGGCAUCCGUGGCACAGUUUCGUGCCCAGAUGAAGAAGGCCACUCAAUGAUGAUUCCUUUUACUUUUAUUUGUAUUUUUAAAUGUGAUUUCUUCAUAUACGUACGUUUUCCACAGUCAAUAAUAAAUGCAAAAUAUUCAUUUGUA
Molecule: messenger RNA, 1648 nt
Organism: Drosophila yakuba
Lineage: Eukaryota; Metazoa; Arthropoda; Insecta; Diptera; Drosophilidae
Source: RefSeq, a predicted model, not a curated record